UUUGUGCGUUUAUGCCCUGCGUUGCAUCUCCAACUACGUUCACUGGUCACGGACGGCUCCGGCUUCUUCUCAACGAUAUUGGCAGCGGGACUUCACUCACUGCAUCUAAAAGUUCGGCGGCUUAUCCCUGAACACGAGCGGCGCGACUUUCCCUAACUUUCGACGCAGCGUCAGUACCGGUAAAAUCUCGCUAAUCGAGUCCUCAGGGUGUGAAGUACCUCCUCCUGUCGUAAGGGCUUGACUGGUGUGAAAGAUGUCAAAAUUGCGAUCACUCUGGAAAGCUUAUGUAAAUACAACAAAAAAAGCUCUCGCUUGGAAUGUUGAGGAAUGGAUACCACCUACUGAAAAAUACAUAUUCAACUUCAAUUCCAAGCAAGAAGUUAAGAAAUGGCAUUUAUAUUCAGAUUCUGAAUAUGGAGGAUUGUCAUCAGCGUCAUUGGAAAUCAGUGAAACUGGAAAUGAGCUUCGUGGAGUUUUCUCUGGAAAUCUCUCCUUGGAUGUAAGUGGGAACUCAAAAUUGAACAUAACAAGGAGUGGGUUUUGUGGAAUGCGCUCCAAAAAGUUUGAUGGCUUCGUUGAUCUGGAUUUGUAUGAUUCAAUUGCAAUGAAAGUUAGAGGAGAUGGACGAUGCUAUAUAUCAACUAUUUAUACGGAGAAUUGGGUAAACUCACCAGGACAGGAGGAAGAUAAUUCAUGGCAAGCAUUUUUUUUAGCGCCUAAAGGUGAUUGGUAUAUUACCAAGAUUCCUUUCGAUCGAUAUUUACCAACAUGGAGAGGACAUGUAAUAGAUUCAGAGUUGGAAAUGAAUCCAUCUCGUAUUGUUGGAAUGUCUUUAUCGAUUAAUGCUGCUGGUGGCAUUCCUGGUGCUAGAUCUGGGCCUGGUGACUUUCAAGUCGAAAUCGAUUGGAUCAAAGCCUUGAGAACUCAGUGAGUCAGUUUUUAUUUUGUUACAUCGUGGAAAUAACUAAAUUAUGAUCCCAUUUUAAUUUCUACUCCAAUAAAAAUGCAAAUUUUUGUACCAAAUUAUUUUCACAACUUUUAUUGUUUAAACGUGAAGAAUGUAGCGUGAAUAUACAUCCUAUUUGGAUCUUUAGUCUUAGAAUAUAUAAAUCAAACUUUACUUUAUACA
This is a messenger RNA of Cucumis sativus (cucumber), 1129 nucleotides long. Its product is annotated as probable complex I intermediate-associated protein 30. Lineage: Eukaryota; Viridiplantae; Streptophyta; Magnoliopsida; Cucurbitales; Cucurbitaceae. The transcript is spliced from 8 exons. Gene Ontology annotation, biological process: mitochondrial respiratory chain complex I assembly; mitochondrial electron transport, NADH to ubiquinone. Bases 254 to 931 code for a protein of 225 amino acids. Gene Ontology annotation, cellular component: mitochondrion. The record is from RefSeq and is a predicted model, not a curated record.